Molecule: messenger RNA, 1149 nt
Organism: Effrenium voratum
Lineage: Eukaryota; Dinophyceae; Suessiales; Symbiodiniaceae
Source: the annotation of a GenBank genome assembly
AGAGAGUCGAUGCCGGGUUUAGCGUAGACUUGCCAUGGAGACGCUCUCAGAGGAUGACCUGUUGGCACAUUUGGCGAAGGACUCGAGGCACCGCUGGGAGCUGUCACAAAGCUUGGCAGGCAGCGGCACAAGGCAGCAGCUCGAGUUCCUCGCCACACAAGUCGGAGGAGACCGCCGGUCUGCAGCGCUGCUUCACUGGAUGGGCGAGGCAGGUGCCACAGCGCUGGCCUCACGCCUAGGAGAGGGCUGCGACGGGUUGACCCAGCGUAUGGCCGCGGUCACGCUGCAGGGCUCCGGGGAGAAUGGUUUGGCGGCGCUGGACGCGGUGCUGGCAGGGCCGGACCGCCUGGCGCGGCGCAACGCCGCGGAGGCGCUGGCCUUCUGCGGCGGCUGCGAGAGGAUGGUGGCCAGGCUGGAGCACCCUGAGGCGGAUGUGCGUCUUUGCGCGGUCUACGGCCUCUCCAGGGCGCCUCAGCUGCCGCUCUCGGCGGCGCGAUCUCUGGGAGCGCGCCUCAAAGACGCGGAGCCGGCGGUGCGGCAGCUGGCGGCGGAGGCACUGGAGGCCCGGGAGCGCUUGGGUGCCACGGCCCUCGCCGAGCAGCUAGGUGAGGCCGACGCUUGGCAGUUGGCCGCCCAGAGCCUGCGGCGCCUGGGCGCCUGCGGGGCGAAGGGCGCCUGCGAGGCGCUGGGCCUGGCGGUGCCACCUGCCCGACGGCGGGCUGCAGAUUUGUUGGUGGAGAUGGGCGAGGCGGGCGCCCAGGCAGCUUUGAGCUGCUUGGGGGACCAGCGCCCAGACGUGCGAAGGAGGGCAGCGGAGGUGCUGGGGCGCCUAGCUUGUGCAGAGCCGGCUAUGGCAGCUUUGCUGGAGGACCCAGAUCCCUACGUGCGCGUGAGUGCUGCGCGAGCGCUACAGGAGCAGGCCGAGGCUUUGGGACUCUCCGAGAAGGUGGCGGAGGUGCUGUCCAGCCGCAAGGCUUGCCAACGGCGAAGGAUCUGACUCAAAGUGGGAUUCUGCAAAUGGAUGAGUUUGCCCUCCAGGGUCAUCCAUGCCGCAGUGGUUGGACGGAUUGCAGAGUCUCUUGACCAGAGGUCAGCAGACUCUUCAGGUCAGAAGAUCUGACUUGAUGACUCGAUUGGCUGCGUUGCUCC